Molecule: messenger RNA, 1213 nt
Organism: Zonotrichia albicollis (white-throated sparrow)
Lineage: Eukaryota; Metazoa; Chordata; Aves; Passeriformes; Passerellidae
Source: RefSeq, a predicted model, not a curated record
CCCCGGCUCGGAGCCUCCCCUAAGGACACCGGCAGGCACGGAGGAGGAGAACUUCUUCUGCUGAACUCUUUUUAUUUGAUUUUCCAUAGGAAAUACAUAUGACAGAUCAAUUAUAGUUGAUGGAGAAGAAGCGUCUCUCGUGGUGUUCGAUAUAUGGGAGCAGGAUGACAGCCAAUGGCUCCAGAACCACUGCAUGAAAAUGGGAGAUGCCUAUAUUAUUGUCUACUCAGUGACAGACAAAGUUAGUUUUGAGAAGGCUUCUGAGCUAAGAAUCCAGCUGAGAAGAGCAAGGCAGACAGAAGAUAUUCCUAUUAUCCUUGUGGGAAAUAAAAGUGACCUGGUCAGGUCCCGGGAGGUCUCAGUUGAUGAGGGCCGGGCCUGUGCCGUGGUGUUUGACUGCAAGUUCAUCGAGACAUCGGCAGCUCUGCACCACAACGUGAAGGACCUGUUUGAGGGCAUCGUGCGGCAGAUCCGGCUGCGCAAGGACAGCAAGGAGGACAACGCACGCAGGAUGGCCAACGCCAAGAGGAGGGAGAGCAUCAGCAAGAAGGCCAAGCGCUUCCUGGGCAGGAUCGUGGCCAAGAACAACAAGAAGAUGGCUUUCAAAGCGAAAUCCAAGUCUUGCCACGACUUGUCCGUGCUAUAGGAGCCCUCAGGGAGGGAUGGACGAGCCCCUGAUCCCCUGAGGAUCCCGUGGGCACAGCGGCCAUGGCUGCUCCAGAGACUCUCGUUAAUGCCUUAAGGUGCUCAAGCAAGGCUGGAAGUUACACUGCAGUGCUUCAUCGAUAAAUGGGUUAAGUUUCAGUGUGUGCAAGUAAAUGAACUAACUUGAAAUACGAGGCUUGACAUGCCCACUGUGUACAUAUGUUCUAUAUCUUCUUGUCUUGUGGAUACCAGAGAUGCAAAGAUAAGAAAGGAUAAUAUCACCACAGACUUGUCUCGUUUGCAGAGCAAAACUUCAACUUGUACGCAGGCUCGUACACUCUUUUUAGUACAAAGCAAGCAAUGAUAAAUCUUUUUAAACUUAAAUGUGGGGAGGGUGGAGUAGAACCACAGUAGAAUGGGAGAAAACAAAUUAUAUAUAUAUAUUUAAAUACAGAACAGAUAUCAUUUUAUUAAGUUAAUUUGCACUUCCAUUAACUGUUAUUCAAUUAAUUGGUUACUUGUUUACAUGCAGAUUUUAUAAUAAAAUAUUAUUUCCUGUUAUAAUAAA